Molecule: messenger RNA, 4934 nt
Organism: Pelobates fuscus (common spadefoot toad)
Lineage: Eukaryota; Metazoa; Chordata; Amphibia; Anura; Pelobatidae
Gene: AHI1
Product: Abelson helper integration site 1
Exons: 25
Coding region: 301-3948 (1215 amino acids)
Biological process (GO): motile cilium assembly
Cellular component (GO): ciliary basal body
Molecular function (GO): protein binding
Source: RefSeq, a predicted model, not a curated record
AGAUUAGGCGCGUGCGCAUUUUGUCUUGUAUGCUCUUUCUAUUGGCUGUUCGGUUGCCCUGGGUGAUGACAAUGGGCGUGUCCAGUAACCGGGGAGCUGUUGUGGGUGCUGCUGGCUGGGAAGUAACGGGUAUCAGAGAGCACGGUGUGUAAAGGGUGAGUGCUGCUCUAUGGGCAUUACAGCGGGAUCAGGCUCUCACACUCUGUGUUCAUCUCUCCGUGCAUGGACAUAGGGAGCGGGCCAGAGCGGGCCGGACACGGCAGUUGGUGAAGUUCGAAAAAUAAUGCCUUGUUGAAAUUUAUGUUUGAAGCUGGAUCAGAAAUGCCUGCCUUGGAGAGUGAGGCAAAGGCAAGAACAAAGUCACUUUUUGAUGAAGUCUUCCGGGACUAUGCUGCUUUGUCCGAUGUAAAAAACAAACCGAAGAAGAAAAAACCUCAGGAAGAACAAAUUGCACUUGAUAUUUUGAAGAACCAACCUGGUACAUCCAAAAACCGUGAAAAUGAAACAUUAAAGAGUGAAUAUGAUGCAGAUAAAGAAAGCCCAAGAGUCAGACAAAAGUCAAGAGAUAAAGUUCCUGAAGAUGAAACAAGCAAGGUUGGCCUCAAGGAGCAGAAAAAAACGAAAACCAAGAAGAAGAACAAAAAAGUCAUGGGGGCUGAAUGGAUAAACUCUGAUGAACCUUUGAUAGACAACUCUGACUCUGUCCAGCAAACAGAAAACAAGACUCGUGUAAAGUCUGACAGAGAGCAGUCAAGCAUUAUUAAAAAGAAGGGUGGUGGUGACAUGAAGGACCAAAGUGACUUAAAUGAUUUUGAUGAUGAUUCGUUAAUAGAAGCUUAUCACCUUAAAGUGUCACAGCAAGAGGCUGAUGAAAUCAAAGAAAAGAUGAAAAAGAAACUAAGAGCCCAUCUUUCAGAGCUUUCUGUCAGUAGUGAAGGUCAUACUUUGCUUUUGAACAAUGAUACUCCUGUGAAGAAGAAGAAAAAAAAGAAGGACCGCAUAGCUACACAAGAGCCAGGAAUUAGAGCUUCUGAUGAACUUCAAGGUCAGUCAUCUGAACUGUAUGCUUCAACAGUUCAUUCACAAGUGUCUCAAGGCACUUAUGAUGACAAAGUUGAAGAUCUUCCCAAAAGUACAAAAAAGACCAAGAAAAAAACCAAAGCAGAUGAUUCAACAAAAACCACUCCAGAUGUCAGUAAAGAAGGGGAGAAUGACUCUACACAUGUAUAUGAUGAUAGCCUUGUGCUAGGUGUUUACAUCCAUCGUUCUGAUAAAUUAAAGACAGAUCUUACGGUUUCUCGACCUACAGUGAAAAUUCAUAUUUUUGAUCAGAAAACUGGUGAAUAUGCCAAAAAGGAAAACAGAUCUGAAUUGGUUUCAUCAUUUAAUGAACAAGACAAGCUCAAAUAUAUUUUUCCUUUGACGACGCAAGCAUAUGAUUUCAAACGGUUCAAAUCGGCAGUUCCUGAGUGGGAUGAGCAAAUUAUAUUUAAUGAGCGCUUUACAUAUUUCUUGGAAGAAAACGAAGAAAGCCCAAAAGUUGUUAUUUUCUUUGAGAUUCUUGAUACAUAUAAUGAGAACGGUGCAGGCACCAGCACAGAAUUGGAAACUCAAGAAAAAGGGGCUCAGAAAAUCGCCUGGGCAUUUUUAAAGCUUGUAGGUACCAACAGAGUAUUCAAUGUAGACUCAAGAUUGCGAUUGCAACUCUAUUAUCCUCCUUCCAGAUCUCGUCUAAUUUCCAGCACAAGUGUGUUUGACUGGUGGUUAAAAUAUCCCAGAAACCCUUACCCAUCCACUCUCUAUGUGACCAUAAAAGGGUUACAGCUGCCAGAUAAUAUGAAUCCAAUAUUUGGCAGUAGUAAGCACAUCCAGAGAGAUCUGGGAAGCAAUGUGCCUGAUUUGAAUAAUGAUAUUAAUUUAAGAGGCACUGAAUCUAGUGAAAGUAAACCCAAGAAAGAGCCUUUCCAAUGGACACGGUUGCCUGGACAAGCAUGCCGUAUUCCAAACAGACCUCUUUUGUCACUCCAUGCUGGGCACAUGGGAAGCUUUACUAUAUCCUUCUCAAAUGAUGGACGGAUCUUAGCAGCAGCUUGUGCAUGCAAAGAUGGUUUUCCAGUAUACUUGUAUGAUAUCCCUUCAGGACAAUAUCUCAGGGAGCUUCAUGGUCACCUUAAUGUUGUCUAUGAUCUUUGUUGGUCCAAAGAUGAUCAACAUUUACUUUCAUCUUCAUCUGAUAGUACAGUCAGAUUGUGGAGAACUGGAAGUGAAUCUCUGUCUGCCGUAAAGGUUUUACCGCAUCCCUCAUUUGUGUACGCGGCCAAGUUUCACCCAAUGGCCAAUGCUUUGGUUGUGACAGGAUGCUAUGACGGAGUGAUCAGAGUGUGGAACGUCAAAAUGAAAGAAGUUAAUGGACAACUUUUACAGGAAUUUAAUGUCCAUAAAAGUUUCAUUAAUACUCUCUGCUUUGAUAGUGAAGGCAUUCACAUGUACACGGGAGAUGGUUCUGGGCUGAUUAAUAUUUGGAGUGCGGGAAUAAGUGGCAGCUCUCGACAAAAUUCAUUAGAUCAUUGGGGCAUCUUAAAGGAAAUAAGAGAUACAGACCUGAAAGGUGUACCAGUGAAUCAUCUUGAAGUCCACCCUAAUGGAAGGCGUUUGUUAGUUCAUGCUAAAGACAGCACACUCAGAGUCAUGGACCUGCGGAUACUGGCUGCAAAAAAAUACAUAGGAGCCACAAAUUACAGAGAGAAAAUCCACAGCUCCUUUACACCUUGUGGGACGUUUGUAUUUGCUGGAAGUGAAGAUGGCAUAGUAUAUGUCUGGAAUACUGAAACAGGAGAUCAAGUAGCAAAGUACUCUGAGCUGUCAUAUACUGCACCCAUUAGAGAUGUUGCCUUCCAUCCUCAUGAAAACAUGGUGGCAUUUUGUGCCUUUGGACAGAAUCAACCAAUACUUGUAUAUAUUUAUGAUUACAAAGUUGCACAGAUGGAAGCAGAAGCUGUUCAGGUGUCUAGUAAUUUAGGAACAUCUAGUAAUUCUGAGAAUAUUACUCAGCAAGACUCGUACAUCUCAGCAGCAGAUAGGUUUGCCAAUGUUGCAAGGACUUCCAUGAAAAUGAUGAAAGUAAAACAGAAACUGGAUUCAGUUCUGAAUGGAUCAAGUGCAUUGCUUCCAGCUCAUUCAUUGCUCUCACCGCAUUCUAAGCUAAGGCUUUCAGGAACACCGAGCACACAUUUGAUAACUCAGCCUUUUGACAACAGCCAGCACGGUGGUUUUAGCCCAGUCGGACAGUCACUUAGCCGAGCCCCAUCAAUCAGACUGCAGAUGAACAACACUGAUGCAACAAUUUCGUCACUUAAAAUAGAAGCUGAUGUUAAACCUUCAAUAAAAGAAUCAGCCGUGGCUCUGUAUGACUACACAGCGCAUCGAUCAGAUGAGCUAACCAUCCAUCGCAGUGACAUUAUCCACGUGUUGUACAAAGAUAAUGACAAUUGGUGGUUUGGCAGUCUAGCAAAUGGACAACAAGGUUAUUUUCCAGCAAAUUAUGUAGCUACUGAAUUUCAACAUGAAGAUCUCCCUUCAAAAUCAACCACAAAUAGUUUUGCUCUCCAGAAGGAAAAACUUGAAUCCGAAGAAGGUCUAAAGAGUAGAUACAUGAUGUUGGCAACCCCCAGCAAGUCAAAGGAUCUCAAAAUUAUGUCACAUCAUGACACAGAUGCAAACUCACCUGUGACACAUGCACAGAAAAUCCAGCAUUUAUUAGAACUACCACACAAAAGCUCAACUAUGAUUCUGACUCAGACUGAGGAGACCAUUCCAGCAAGUUCAGAAAGGAGUGAACUGGCAUCUCCAAGUCAAGAGACAUACAGGAAAAUAAAGAAAAAGAAAAACUCAAAACAUAUCACAUCAGUGGUUGGAAAGACCAACCGUGGGUUUGAACCAGAUAUAUAAUUUUCACCUGGCAAUUUAUAUCAUGACAGUUACAUAGGCUGACAGGAGACAUGUAUCCAUCAAGUUCAACCGUCCUCACAAUUGCUUUUUGCGGUUGAUCCAAAAGAAGGGGGAAAAAAACUGUUUGAAGCACUUCCAAUUUUGCAACAAACUAGGAAAACAUAUAGACUAAAUCUUCUUUCUUUUGUGAAAUUAUGUUUUUAAUAGAAGAGUGGUAAUAAUGAUUGUUUUUAAGAAAUUAAGAGGAACAUUUUGUAUUUCACGUAUUGAUUCAAAUGUACUGGGGGAAAAAACUUGUAUGCAAAUUAAGUUUUCACGCCAGACAUUAUUUAGCAAUACAACACUUCUGACCGAUCAGUGUUUGGAAAUGGAAAAGUUUGUUUAUACUAAUUUAAUUAAGCUUAAAUGUUAGAAAUAAAUGGAUAUUGCUCCAACUUCAUGCAAUCUCAUGUACCCCAUUUUUACCAUAUGUUUAAAUUACCUUAUAAACGGAGUUACCAAACCAAAAUACGAAUUUGCUAUUAAUAUGUACUACUGAUUGAAAGUACCUUCAAAGCACCAUUACUACAGUGCGCUGUAGUACAUGGGGUCCGUUGAGUGUCAACCUUCGCAUCUACUACUGCUACAGGAGAAACAAAAUCGCUCAACGUUCUCAGCCAAUGCGCUAGCCCUGUACUGCAGGAGCUUUCUGCUCUCCUGUAGCCGCAGUGGAGUUGGGGGGUGGCACUCAACUGAUACCAGGUAAGUCAAACCAUUCUAAAAUGGUUUAACUACUUACAUUAGGGGCACUCCUGGCACCAUAACCACUUACGUACAUUUCAUUUUAUUCUAAGAGAUCUAAAUUUAAUACUGCCUGGUUAAAUAAACUAAACAUUGGAAGUAUUGUUUUUAAAUCAUUUUGUGCAGAUAUUUUUAUACGUGUGACACUUUUUUGAGGUUGUUUGAAUACAUUUGUUUGUUUGUGAUUUAUUUAGAAAUAGCUUAUA